Messenger RNA from Carassius auratus (goldfish), 3580 nucleotides. Its product is annotated as NACHT, LRR and PYD domains-containing protein 12-like. The record is from RefSeq and is a predicted model, not a curated record. Gene Ontology annotation, molecular function: protein binding. The coding region runs from base 115 to 3228 and encodes 1037 amino acids. The transcript is spliced from 8 exons. NCBI's taxonomy places the organism in Eukaryota, Metazoa, Chordata, Actinopteri, Cypriniformes, Cyprinidae.
CCGAAAGCGAAAGCACACAUAAAAACGACGUUUUUGAUGACAUUUUACCAGAACCUAAAAAGCCAUCACAGUUCACUGAUUCUGUAAAGAAAGGAGGGAGCCACUGCCUCUACAAUGAGUCUUCACGAGGAGAGAGAUAAUCAGACCCAGACAGUAGUGUCUGCAGUGUCCAGCUGUGUGUCUUUGAAGAGUAUUGACUCCAUGAGGGAACCUCCUGUACUGAGUGGUGGAACGGUGACCUCUGACACCAAAUCACUAAUUCUGGAGAGAAAGGCAGGAGGCACUACCUCUACAAUCAGUCCUUAUGAGGAGGGAGAUGAUCAGACUCAGACAGCAGCAUCUGCAGUGUCUUUAAAGAGUGCUGACUCUAUGAGGGAACCUCCUGUACUGAGUGAUGGAACAAUGACCUCUGACCCCAAAGUGAAGAGGGACAGUCGGAUCAGAUCUGUAAACUAUGAGCCCAACAUCACACAAACAGCCCUGCUAAAUAAAACUGAACACCUGCAGAAACCAGUAGAUGAUGAACUACAGAGAUUCAAAGACCAAUUCAAAACCAGCAUGAAGAACAAGUAUGAGAAUUUAUUUGAGGGACUGAAACUCCAGGAGAAUGAAUGCCUCCUGAACAGGAUCUACACACAGCUGUACAUCAUAGUGGGAGAAAGAGAAGGAGUGAAUGAAGAACAUGAGGUUUUACAGAUGGAGAAAGCAGCCAUAACACAACACUCACAAGACACUCAAAUCUACUGCAAUGACAUCUUUAAAGCCUCAUCUGAACAAGGAUGUGAGGAGAAAGACCAAAUCAAGACUGUUCUUACUAAAGGCAUCGCUGGAAUCGGGAAAACUGUCUCUGUGCAGAAGUUCAUCCUGGACUGGGCAGAGGGAAAAGCCAAUCAGGAUGUAGAUUUCAUGUUUGUGCUUCCAUUUCGAGAGCUGAACUUGAUCCGAGAUCAUCAGUACAGUCUUCACAGACUUUUGCUGGACUUUCAUCCUGAACUUCAAGAUCUGGACUCACAGAUUUAUGAGGAGUGUAAAGUUGUGUUCAUCUUUGAUGGUCUGGAUGAAAGCAGAAUCACACUGAUGUUUUCAGAUGAUCAAAAAAUUUGUGAUGUGAAUGAGACUUCAUCAGUGUCUGUGUUGAUGUCAAACCUCAUCAAAGGAGAGUUGCUUCCCUUUGCUCUCAUCUGGAUCACUUCAAGACCAGCAGCAGCCAAUCAGAUCCCCUCAGAAUACAUCCACCGUCUGACAGAAAUUCAGGGAUUCAAUGAGUCUCAGAAGGAGGAAUAUUUCAAGAAGAGAAUCAGUAACCAGGACCAAGCCAGCAGAAUCAUCUCACACAUCAGAAGAGCAAGAAGCCUCCACAUCAUGUGCCACAUCCCCGUCUUCUGCUGGAUCUCAUCCACUGUGCUUCAGAAGCUCCUGGAAGAAGAUCUGAGUGCAGAAAUCCCUCAAACUCUGACUGAAAUGUACAUCCACUUCCUGCUGAUUCAGAUCAACAUGAAGAACCAGAAGUAUGAAGAGAGAGAUCCAGAGAAACUCCUGCAAUCCAACAGAGAAGUGAUUGUGAAACUAGCUGAAGUGGCUUUCAAACAGCUGAUGAAGGGCAAUGUGAUGUUCUAUGAGGAGGACCUGAUUGAAAGCAGUAUAGAUGUCACUGAUGCCUCUGUGUAUUCUGGGAUUUGCACUGAGAUCUUUAAGGAGGAAUCUGUGAUUCAUCAGAGGAAAGUCUAUAGCUUCAUUCAUCUGAGCAUUCAGGAGUUUCUCGCUGCUUUCCAUGUGUUUAAGUACCACAUUAGCAUCAGUACAGAAGCAUGUUUAGAUUCACUGCAUAAUCUGCAAAAAAGAGGAGUAGAAAAAGCCCUUGAGAGUGAGAGUGGACAUCUGGAUCUGUUCCUGAGGUUCCUGCUGGGCGUCUCACUGGAGUCCAAUCAGAGACUCUUACAGGAUCUACUGACACACACAGAGAACAGCUCAGAGACCAUCAGCAGAACCACACAGUACAUUAAAGAGAAGAUCAAAGAUGGUCAUGGACUCUCCACUGAAAGAUCCAUCAGUCUGUUCCUCUGUCUGCUGGAAGUGAAAGAUCAGACUUUGUCUAGAGAGAUUCAGGAGUUUGUGAAAUCAGACAAACAUUUAGAGAAGAAACUCUCUCCUUCUCACUGCUCAACAAUCUCCUACAUGCUUCAGAUAUCAGAGGAGGUGCUGGAUGUGCUGGACCCCAUGAAAUACAACACAUCAGAUGAGGGCAGAAAAAGACUGAUUCCAGCAGUGAUCAACUGCAGAAAAGCUGUUCUUGCUGGCUGUAAUCUAACUGCUCAAUGUUGUGAAGCUGUUUCAUCAGCUCUACAAGCCCCUAAAAUCUCUGAGAGAGCCCUGAGAGAGCUGGAUCUGAGUAACAAUGACCUGCAGGAUUCAGGAGUGAAACUGCUCUCGAAUGGACUGAAGAGUCUAAACUGUCAGCUGCAGAUACUGAGGUUGUCAGGCUGUAUGGUGACAGAGGAAGGCUGUGGUUAUCUGUCUUUAGCUCUGAGUUCAAACCCCUCACACCUGAGAGAGCUGGAUCUGAGCUACAAUCACCCAGGACCGGCAGGAAACCAGCUGCUCAAACACAAACUGGAGGAUCCAGACUGUCAGCUGCAGAUACUCAAUUUGAAUCAUGGAGAACGUUCCAGGAUCAGACCAGGACUGCAAAAAUACGCCUGUGAUCUCACACUGGAUCCAAACACAGCAAACACUAAACUCAUCCUGUCUGAGGACAACAGGAAGGCGACGCUUGUGGAAGAUCAUCAGCCGUAUCCUGGUCAUGAAGAGAGAUUUGAGCACUACGAGCAGGUUCUGUGUGUUGAGAGGCUGACUGGACGCUGUUACUGGGAGGCUGAAUGGAGCGGCUGGGUUGACAUAGCAGUGACGUAUAAAGGCAUCAGCAGGAAAGGAAGAAGUGAUGACUGUGAUUAUGGACUUAAUAAUAAGUCCUGGAGUUUGAGUUGCAUUAAGGGCAGAUACACUGUCUGGUACGAUAAAAUCAGCAUUGAUAUUCCUGUGCCUCUACCACAAUCUAACAGAGUUGGUGUCUAUCUGGACUGGUCAGCUGGCUCUCUGUCCUUCUACAGCAUCUCUGACACACACACACUCACACACUUACACACAUUCAACACCACAUUCACUGAACCCCUCUAUGCUGGGAUUGGGGUUUUUUAUAAUAACUGCUCUGUAUGUCUGUGUCAGAUUUAGCAAUCUACAGGAGAGACCAACAAAGAUCACACACCACGUCUCUGUCUCACCUUACCUUAGAGUUUCAAGUUGUACACAAACACAUCCAUGAUAUAAAUAAAUGUUUUUACUGAUCCAGUAAAGUCUAUAAAACUCAUAAAUGUAUAGUAAUCUGAAUGGAGACUGGUUACAAUGUCAGCUCUGGAGUAAUACGUUUAGAAGCUUGAAUUAUUUAAUUAUAUACUUAUAGACUAUAUAUAUAUUUAUUUAUAAAUUGUUGGAGUGUUUUUAAUUGAACAGAAAGACAGUGGAUAAUAAUAUUGUGAGAAACUCAUGUAUUAAUAUAUAAAAAGCAAUAUAAAAACAUUUAAAA